CGUCGGCUCACCUGGAAGCUACGUAUGGCAAGGAAACGUCCACGUCACCUGGACGAACCCUGAUGUUGAGUUUGACAUCCAGAGAAGCGCCUUCCCCGACCUAGAUCGCAGGAACAUUUAUAUAGGUUCACUGUCCCUUUAAAUCACACUCAGACCUUAACUCAUGCACAUGAAACAUGUAUUUUCAGACCCAGUAAGCAGAUCAUCAUCAGUAAUGUGUUUUCUCAGUAUCAGUGAUCAGUCAGACAGCAGAUGUGUACCAGACGGAGGGUAAAAUCUGAACUGUGUUUUCAGGAUAUUCAGUCACUCAGGCUCAUCGUGUUCUCUCUAAGGAUGAUGAAACCAUCGUAACAGGCGCUCCAAAGGACAGUAAAAACGAUGCUCGUGGCUCAGUCCUGCUGGCGGUCAAACGUUCUGGUAAACUGGUGAUCGAGCAGAUGCUCCGCGGCCAGCAGACGGGUUCCUACUUUGGUAACGCCGUGGCAACCGCCGACCUCAACAACGAUGGGUGGAACGACCUGCUGGUGGGCGCUCCUUUCUUUUUCCAACGUCAUGAGGAGAAGGGUGGGGCCGUUUAUGUAUACAUGAAUAGAGGAGGGAUGUUUGAUUCUGAGCCUAGCAUGGUGCUGAGGGGGCCGGCCGGGUCAGCCUUUGGUAUGGCUAUUACUGCCGCUGGAGACCUGAACCAGGAUGGCUUCCAGGACUUUGCAGUCGGAGCUCCUUUCCACGAAUCUGGAAGUGUGAUGAUCUGGACUGGGAGCAGUGAUGGCAUAUCUCCACAGCCAAGCCAGGUAAUCCAUGGCAGCAGUGUGUCUCCUAGGUUCAGGACAUUCGGGUACUCCUUGUCUGCAGGUGUGGAUGUCGAUGGGAACAAAUAUCCAGACCUGCUAGUUGGAUCUCUGGAUGACACUGUCGCUCUGCUCAGAUCUCGUCCAGUUGUCCAGCUGAAUAAAACUCUCAGAGUUGAACCGGAAAUUGUAGACCCGAACAGCUGCGACUAUUGUGUUCAGGUGGAGGUGUGUUUCUCAUAUUUGUUCAGUAGAGGAGAAAAUAGCGACAGAGACAACAUCACCGUCCACUUUACUGUCACUGCUGAUGUAACCAGCUCGAAGUCCCGCCUCCGUUUCCGUGACAAUGGACAGAGUGUGUUCUCUGGUUACCUGUCGAUGCCGAAGAGGCGGUGCCAGAAGCUGAGUGUUGGACUGCAGAGUUCGAUCAAAAACAAAGUGGAACCUCUAGUGUUCUCCUUGAACGCAUCUCUGUAUGAAAAAUUUCCAAGGAAAAGAACUGCAGUGCAGGACCUGAGGCGCUUCCCUGUGCUGAGCCAGACUCCCCGACCCACGAGAAAAGAGAUCCACAUCCAGAAGGCUUGUGGUUCUGACAACCGUUGUGAGAGUAAUUUGAAGAUGGCGGCCCAGUUUACCGAUGAGGACCAGAACCCCUUCACCAAGCAGGAUGGCAUUCAGGUGUUGAACUUCAACGGCAGCAUCAAGCGUUUGUUUCUGGAGGUGAACAUCAGCAACACGCCGUCUCCUGGACGACCAGCAGAAGACGCUCACAACACCCAUUUGAACAUGGACAUCCCGCCGUCACUGAUCUACUCUGGAUUUGAGACAAAGGGUGGGGAUCCGGCAGCGGUGGAGUGUUCUGCUGAGAAUUCGGUUCUCAUUUGUGAGCUGGGGAACCCUUUCAGAAGCAAACUGAAGGUUCAGGUGUUGCUCAAGUUCCAGCCAUCUGAGAUCAGUCUGGACACACGAGAGAUCCGUUCUCUGCUACGGCUGUCCACGCUCAGUGAACAGGCGGAUCUGGCUCCGGUCCCUGUCUCCAUGUUGGUGGAGUAUUCGCUGCAGACGUCAUUCACUCUGAUCAGUCCACCAGGCCCCGCCUCCUUUAGCGGUCAUGUGAUCGGUGAGUCGGCCAUGAGGACUACGAGGGACAUCGGCAGUCUGCUGCUCUUCACCUUCCAGGUGACCGUCCACGGGAAGCCGCUGGGUCACCUGGGCAACCUGGAGGUGGAGUUUGAUUGGCCGAGGGAAGCGACCAAUGGGAAGUGGCUGCUGUACCUGACAGAGAUCCGAUUAAACGGCACGUCGGAGUCUCGAUGCAAUCCACCCGGCGACAUAAUCAACCCCCUCAACCUCGUGCUGUCCGAGGAGAAGAAGAAGAUGAAGAGGAGUCUGGAGGAGGUGAAGGAGGAGGAGCAGAGGGUGGAAGGUCUACCUGUCUUCCACCUGCAGGCACAGAACAAGAAGCUCUACAAUCUGGACUGUGUCCAUGGUGCGACCUGUGUCAGGUUUGUUUGUCCUCUGAUCAACAUGAACAACUCUGCGACUCUGAUGGUUCAAGCCAGACUGUGGAACUCCACCAUGAUCGAGGACUACAGCGAUGCGAGGAGUGUGCUGGUUCGAUUUGGGGCGACUCUGAAGCUGCGGACCAACAAACCGACCAUCAACAUGGAGCCUCACAGCUCAGAGAUCCAGGUCCACAUUUAUCCGGAGUCGGGUUUGCAGGUGGACCCCAGUGCCCCCCUGUGGAUCAUUGUGGUGUCGGUUCUGGCCGGGGUUCUGCUGCUGGCUCUGAUCUGUCUGGUGCUCUGGAAGUGUGGUUUUUUUGUGCGUCAGGGGGUGUGGCCAGCGACUGCGCUCCACCAGGGGAGGAUUAUGGGUAAAGACGACCAGCAGCAGCAGUACACGGACGCCGACGGGUUCCUGAUCCAGAACCAGGGACGAAACCGGAGGUCACAGAAACAAUGGGUCACCUCCUGGACUGAGACUCACUGAGAGACUCCCAAAUCCACAGAAACACAUCCUGAACCAGGCCAAACUGGACCAGACCAGACCAGACCAGACCACUUUACACUAAAUCAGAUCAAACUAGACCAGAAUAAACCAAACUGGACCAAACCAGAUGAGACCAAACCAAACAGGAUCAGGCUACACUGAACCAGACUGAACCGGACAAAAACAGACUAGACUAAAAUGAGCUGUACCAGACUGGAUCAAACCAGUCCAGACCAGAACAAAGUGGACCAAAAACUCUUAACUUGUUUACAUUUAGUUCAGUCAUUUGGUGUGGAGAUGUAAGUUUUACAGCUGACAGCAGGUGAUUCAUGUUCUUAGUGUGAACCUUUUUGCAGUUUCAUUCAGCAGAUGCUUUUCUCCAAAGCAACAUGCAUCCCAGAAUCCUCCUGGGCUCUGAGCUGUAGCCUGAUUGUUGAUGAUCACUCUAAAGGUCUGAGUGCUGCUUUAAGGACCAAACAUGGCUGUCGGUGUUUCCAGUGUUUUCUGUCUUUCUGCUACCUUCAACGGCUCCUGUUAACUCUUAAAUCCCUGCUGACAAAUUCAUGUUACCUUCAGGUGCUGUAACAAAGAUACUUGUUGCUGUUGUCGACUCUUCUACAAACUGUGCGGAACUCCUGCAGCCUGUUUUUGUACACUUGUGAUAUUUCUGACUACACCUGAAAGCAGCAGUCUGUGUAGAAUGUGUUCAGGUUCUGUGGUCUGUGCUGAACUCUGCGUUUCUGUAUGUUGGUGACAUUAAAGUAUGUUUUGAAUAACUCA
This is a messenger RNA of Acanthochromis polyacanthus (spiny chromis), 3560 nucleotides long. RefSeq names its product integrin alpha-3-like. Gene Ontology annotation, cellular component: integrin complex; external side of plasma membrane. The transcript is spliced from 22 exons. Gene Ontology annotation, biological process: cell-cell adhesion; integrin-mediated signaling pathway; cell-matrix adhesion. The coding region runs from base 438 to 2780 and encodes 780 amino acids. Gene Ontology annotation, molecular function: integrin binding. NCBI's taxonomy places the organism in Eukaryota, Metazoa, Chordata, Actinopteri, Pomacentridae. The record is from RefSeq and is a predicted model, not a curated record.